CGCGCCGGGCGCGAAGCUUCGCGGAAGCUCACUCGCUCGAUCGUCUUCCUUCUGCUGCCUAUAAACGCGAGCAUCGUCUUCUCUACCCCUCACCUUCCUGCCUCCUUCCCCUCCUACUACCUCGAUCCCUCCUCCGAUCCUCUCGUCAAUUCCAUCCCUCAGCUACAAGGUAACACGUACCGUCGCCAUGAAGCUUAGCGUGCCGUUCUUCGGCUCCUCCUCUGGCAAGAAGGUGACCAGGAGGACGAGAUCAAAAGACGGCAAGAGCGGCUCCUUCGGCUCCACCACGUCGUCGUCCGACGAGUGCGCGUCCGCCCUCACGACACCGCGCACCGUCCUGCCGUCGCCGCCGCCGUCCGCGUCCGCGUCGGGGCCCAAGAGAAGAAACCCGGCGGCGCCCCUGACGAGGGAGGACCUGGAGACCGCCCUGAGGCGGGUGGUCUCGAGCGAGGAGGAGCUGGCCGAGAUGCUCGCCGAGGCGGCGGGGUCCGGGGUCCUGCUGGAGGAGAUCGCGGCCGAGGCCCAGGCGGCGGCGGCGGACGAGGGCGAGCUCAGGGACACGUUCGCGGUGUUCGACGCCGACGGGGACGGCAGGAUCUCGGCCGAGGAGCUCCUCGCCGUGCUCGCCUCGCUCGGGGACGACCGGUGCUCCGUCGAGGACUGCAGACGCAUGAUCGGCGGCGUCGACGUCGACGGCGACGGCUUCGUCUGCUUCACUGAGUUCGCGCGCAUGAUGGCGCAAGGGGUGUGAAUUUUGUCGGUGUUGACGUGCGGUUGAUCUUUACUCCUGUUGCGUAUCUAGCUAGUGCAGCUGUUCUUUGAUGUCGCCGAUGCCAAUACUUGCUUGUAUCCUUGGUCGCGCGAGGUGAAUCCAACAAGAUUGCCAGCCUCUACAUAUUUUUUUCCUUUUAGUCCAGUAAUCACGAAUGAAUUUUGUUUGUUUUGAUCCA
This is a messenger RNA of Panicum hallii, 950 nucleotides long. Its product is annotated as probable calcium-binding protein CML36. Lineage: Eukaryota; Viridiplantae; Streptophyta; Magnoliopsida; Poales; Poaceae. The transcript has a single exon. The record is from RefSeq and is a predicted model, not a curated record. Gene Ontology annotation, molecular function: calcium ion binding. Bases 188 to 751 code for a protein of 187 amino acids.